GAUUUAUUCUAUUAAAAUAGUCUUUUACAUCGUUGAACUCAACAACAGCAGAAGAAACGCACCAUGGUGAAAGGCGUUGUCGGAGAAGAAACCCGAUUCCAAUCGGUUGAAGAUCGUCUCACCAAAUCUUCCUCUCCAGCUGAGGUGGGUCUACUGAUAGGAAAAUUCAGCUCCGCAUUGGAUCGCGUCUUUCUCUUCGAUUUGAUUCCAACUCCUCCCAAUGAUUCCGCUGAACCCGCUUCUUCCAUCAUCCAACCCGAUAAGAAACUCGCUUCCAAAUCCAAAUCUCAAACCCAACCCGAUUCUUCUUCUUUGUUCAUCGACAAGGAUUGGGUUUCCGAACACGCUCGUCAGGUUUCUAGAAUGUUAGUCGGUGGCAUUAAGGUUGUUGGUGUCUAUGUUUGGGUCAAUGAUAAUGCCUUCAAGAAUUCAACCUUAAUGCUUUGCCAGACUGUGAAGGGAGUUGCUGAAGCAGCGCCAGUUUCAGAUGUUAACUGGGAUGAAAGACUGCUUCUUCAAAUUUGUUAUGGCCCGAGAAGGUGGAAUUGUAGAAACUGUUCGCUAUCUUCAAAUAUUACAUCUAGUAGUCUACGCCCUUGUGAUUUUAAAAUGGGGAAGGUCUUAAGUUCUUUUCAAACUUUUAGGUGUAUGCACAACUUUAAUCUUAGGUUACCCAUAUUGCGUGAUGGUUCAUCCAAGUUUCAGACAUUGAGUGACGUUCUUCAUCAUGCAAUAUCUCUUCAUGCCAAAGAGCUGGCUGAUGCAAAAGCCCUGAUCGACGGUAAAUUGGUUCUUGAUAACGAGCCAUGCUCAUUAGAUGGUGUGCAUGAAGUUGAAUUGCUUAUACCAUUCUUGAAUAAUGGUUCUAUUGAAGCAUACAGCCAAAGAGAUGUUUCUGGUAUUCUUUCCUUUGGUGGCGCGAUAUGUUCUUUUGCAUAUCUGAAUUCAAAAGAGCCAAUUUCACAAGCUGUCACUGAUAUAAAGGGAGAUAUCAUUACAAGCCUGCAAAGUAGACUGGAUAUAAUCUGUGAUGAGACAGAUGUUGAUUCAGGUAACCAUCAUGAUGUUGGAAAGCAAGUAAACGAGGACGAUGUAUCAGUUGAAAAGCCUGUUUCCCAACUUGUGCUGCAUUUAUUGAGAAAAGAAUGCAGCCUUCCUUUUCCUAGAAGAGUUUUCGCACCGUGGUUAGCAGGGACGUAUGCGUGUGAUUACUUGCAGCCUUCUGAGACUGUUGAGGUUUUAAAAGAUCACUGUAUGGAGUUGUUAUCCAUGAAAGCUCCAACUGAUAUCUCUACAAUUUUGGAGCCAGAAAAAGAAGUCAUAUCUUUCAGAACUAAAUCUUUUUGGGAUGUAGCAGUGCCCUCCUAUUCAGAAAUUCACCUCAGAGAAGACAAGAUGAAACUUGAUGGCAGAGGAGAGAGUUCUAGUGAUAAACUCAUGAAGCCAGGUUACAUUAGUGUUGUAGCUGCUGGUCUCAUCCUUCUACUAUCCGUCUUAGUUGGUUUUGUGUUAUUUGCCCGUAAGGGUUGAGGGGUUUAUCUCUCCUCCGUACAUUCUCUCAUUUCUCAAACAUGAAUACACGUUUUCAUAGUUUCCAAAAUGGCAGGCUUUGACAACUAUCGCACUUCGAAACUUUAGAGCGGCAGGUAUGGAAAAUAAUAUAUGAAGGAAUGAGGAAGACUAGACCCAAUCGAUUUUCGAUGUUAUUCGUAUGCAGUAACAAAUCAACAUACUUGUGAA
This is a messenger RNA of Medicago truncatula (barrel medic), 1740 nucleotides long. RefSeq names its product protein odr-4 homolog. Gene Ontology annotation, biological process: intracellular protein localization. The coding region runs from base 64 to 1530 and encodes 488 amino acids. The transcript has 9 exons. Gene Ontology annotation, cellular component: endomembrane system. The record is from RefSeq and is a predicted model, not a curated record. Lineage: Eukaryota; Viridiplantae; Streptophyta; Magnoliopsida; Fabales; Fabaceae.